Molecule: messenger RNA, 4232 nt
Organism: Sceloporus undulatus (fence lizard)
Lineage: Eukaryota; Metazoa; Chordata; Lepidosauria; Squamata; Phrynosomatidae
Gene: MAN2A2
Product: mannosidase alpha class 2A member 2
Exons: 22
Coding region: 163-3717 (1184 amino acids)
Biological process (GO): mannose metabolic process; N-glycan processing; protein deglycosylation
Cellular component (GO): Golgi membrane
Molecular function (GO): alpha-mannosidase activity; carbohydrate binding
Source: RefSeq, a predicted model, not a curated record
AGGGCUGCCUCGGACGCUCCGCUGGGCCUCCGGGGCCUGGCUCGGGAUUAAGGCCUCCUUGGGGCUGAGCCUCCCUCCGCCCGCCUGGCUGCCUGCCUUGGGCUCCUCUUCUUCCCUGGGAGGCUCCCUAGUCUCCCUCCCUUGGCUCGGGCUCCGUCCGGGAUGAAGCUGAAGAAGCAGGUGACGGUGUGCGGGGCGGCCAUCUUCUGCGUGGCCGUCUUCUCGCUCUACCUGAUGCUCGACCGCGUCCAGCCCGAUCCGGCCAGGAGCCCCGGCGCCGCCAGCUUCCCCCGGAGCCAGAUCUCGGUGCUGCAGAACCGCAUCGAGCAGCUGGAGCAGCUCCUGGAGGAGAACCACGAGAUCAUCAGCCACAUCAAGGACUCGGUGCUGGAGCUCACCGCCAACGCCGAGGCCCAGGCCCAGGGGGGGCCCCGGGAGGGCCGCUCGGGGGCCCCUGGCCUGGCCCUGCCCCUCCGCCUCCCCAACGGCUCCUGGCUCCUGCCCCCCGAGGGCCGCCCCACCUUCCUGGCCCUGGCCCCCCAGGACUGCCGCUUCGCCCUCCGCAGCAGCACCGACACCAGCAGCACCGCCAGCAGCAGCAGCAGGCCCCGGGCCCAGCAGCAGCAGCAGCAGCAGCAGGCGGCCUUGCAGAUGAUGGCCGUCUCCGCCUCGCUGCCCUUCGACAACCAGGACGGCGGGGUCUGGAAGCAGGGCUUCGACAUCAGCUACGAACCCCACGAGUGGGACGAGGGCGGCCUGCGGGUCUUCGUGGUGCCCCACUCCCACAACGACCCAGGCUGGAUCAAGACCUUUGACAAGUAUUACUUCGACCAGACGCAGCACAUCUUGAACAGCAUGGUGACCAAGCUGCAGGAGGACCCACGGCGGCGCUUCAUUUGGUCCGAGGUCUCCUUCUUCUCCAAAUGGUGGGACAACAUCAGUGCCCAGAAACGGGCUGCCGUCCGCAGGCUUGUGGGCAAUGGGCAGCUGGAGAUGGCGACCGGAGGCUGGGUGAUGCCGGACGAAGCCAACUCCCACUACUUUGCCAUGAUCGACCAGCUCAUCGAAGGACACCAGUGGCUGGAGAAGAACAUUGGGGUGAUGCCACGGUCUGGCUGGGCCGUAGAUCCCUUUGGCCACAGCGCCACCAUGCCAUACAUCCUGCGCCGUGCCAACCUGACCAGUAUGCUCAUCCAGCGGGUCCACUACGCCAUCAAGAAGCACUUUGCAGCUACCAAGAAUCUGGAGUUCAUGUGGAGGCAGAGCUGGGAUCCAGACUCCAGCACAGACAUCCUUUGCCACAUGAUGCCCUUCUACAGCUACGAUGUGCCCCACACUUGUGGUCCUGACCCCAAGAUCUGCUGCCAGUUUGACUUCAAGCGCCUGCCAGGGGGGCGUAUCAACUGCCCCUGGAAAGUGCCACCCAAAGCCAUCACCAGCGCCAAUGUGGCUGAGCGGGCCCAGCUCCUGCUGGACCAGUACCGGAAGAAGUCUAAGCUCUAUCGGAGCAAGGUGCUGCUGGUGCCACUGGGAGACGACUUCCGCUACGACAAGCCCCAGGAGUGGGACGCCCAGUUCCUCAACUACCAGCGUCUCUUUGACUUCUUCAAUGCCCAUCCUGACCUCCAUGUGCAGGCUCAGUUUGGGACGCUCUCGGAUUAUUUUGAUGCCCUGUACAAAGAGACGGGCAUCGUCCCAGGCAUGCAGCCACCUGGCUUUCCAGUGGUCAGCGGGGAUUUCUUCUCCUACGCAGACCGAGAGGACCACUACUGGACCGGCUACUACACCUCCCGGCCCUUCUACAAGAGCAUGGGCCGUGUGCUGGAGGCCCAUCUCCGUGGCGCUGAGAUCUUGUACAGCUUGGCUGUGAGUCAUGCUCGCCAUGCUGGGAUGGACAGCAAAUAUCCACUCUCAGACUAUGCCCUGCUUACGGACGCCCGGCGAAACCUGGGCCUCUUCCAGCACCAUGAUGCUAUCACUGGCACAGCCAAGGAGGCUGUAGUUGUGGACUACGGUGUCAGGCUGCUCCACUCCCUAAUGAAUGUCAAGCGUGUGAUCAUCAAUGCUGCCCAUUACCUGGUCCUGGCAGAUAAGGAGACCUACCACUAUGGCCUGGCAGAGCCCUUCCUUGGUGCAGAUGAGACGCGUCUCAAUCAGGACUCCCUGCCGGAGAAAACCGUGAUCAAGCUGGAGGCUGCCCCAAGGUUUGUGGUCGUGUUCAACUCCUUGGAACAAGAGCGCCUGAGCGUGGUGUCCCUCCUGGUGAACACGCCGCGCGUCCGGGUCCUGAAUGAGGAGGGUCAGCCCCUGGCUGUCCAGCUCAGCGCUCAGUGGAAUUCUGCCACGGACAUGGCCCCCGACAUCUUCCAGGUCUCUGUCAUCCUUCGGCUUCCAGCGCUGGGCCUCACCGUCCUGCAGCUGAUCAAGUCCUAUGACAGCCACAACACGUUCAAGUCCUCCAUGCGCCUCUUCCUGAACGGCCGCGAUCUUCCCGUGCGCAAGUACGAGGCCUUCCCAGUGAAAGUCAUCCCUGCAGCCCCGGAUGACUUCUGCCUGGAGAACCAGCACAUGAGGGCUUGUUUCUCGGGGCCCAGUGGAGCACUCAAGAGUGUGGCACAACCUGGAGGUGAAGAGGAGUGGAGGCUGACCAGCCAGUUCCUCAUUUAUGGGACCAGGAGCACCAAGGACAAAAGUGGCGCCUACCUCUUCCUGCCUGACGGAGAAGCCAAGCCUUAUGUCCCCAAGGACCCUCCCCUGAUUCGAGUGUCUGAGGGACCAUUCUUCUCAGAGGUGGCUGUGUACUAUCAGCAUGUCCAGGAACUAGUUCGCCUCUACAAUGUGCCAGGGGUGGAUGGGCUCUCCUUGGAGAUCUCUUGCCUGGUGGACAUCCGAGACCACGUCAACAAGGAGCUGGCAUUGCGGUUCAGUACAGACAUUGAGAGCCAGGGGACUUUUUUCACUGACCUCAAUGGCUUCCAGAUCCAGCCUCGGCAGUACCUGAAGAAGCUGCCCCUCCAGGCCAACUUCUACCCCAUGCCAGUUAUGGCCUACAUCCAGGACAUGCAGACUCGCCUGACCUUACACACAGCCCAGGCCCUGGGUGUCUCCAGCCUCAAUAAUGGCCAGCUGGAGGUGAUCCUCGACCGGCGCCUCAUGCAGGACGACAACCGGGGCCUCGGACAAGGGCUGAAAGACAACAAGCGGACCUGCAACCGUUUCCGUCUCCUCCUGGAGCGACACAGCCAAGCCAACAAGGUCCUGGAUGGCCAGCCGGUCAGCUUCCCAUCACUGCUGAGCCACAUGAGCUCCAUGCAACUGAACACUGAGGUGCUGGCCAUGCCGCUCGCCCCGGAGAAGCCCUCACCUCCGGCCCUGCGGUCCUUUGUGCCUUUGACAGCCACUCUCCCCUGCGACUUCCACCUCCUCAACCUGCGCAGCCUGCAAGGAGAGGAUGACUCCCUGCCCUCCACUGAGAUGGCUCUGAUCCUGCACCGGAAGGGCUUUGACUGCGGCCUGGAGGCCAGGAACCUGGGCUUCAACUGCACCACCACCCAGGGCAUGGUGGCCCUGGGGGGGCUGUUCCAAGGCCUGGAAGUGGCCUCCUUGCAGCCCUACUCCUUGACACUGAUGUAUCCGCUGGCCCCUUCGCCCCUCAACAGCACUGUUGUCCACUUAGACCCCAUGGAAAUUGCCACCUUCCGCCUUCGCCUCGGGUAGCACCCCUGGCCAGACUGGGUCAAACUGGAGAUAACGGCCAGCCAGGCAUAGCAGAAGGGUCUGGCUGUGGAUGCAUCUUUCUUCCGCUCCCUGCCUCAGGGCCUGCCAAGUGUUGCCUUGAAGGUUGGGGAGUACAGCCAGGGCGCUGCAAAGGCCAAACUGCUGUGUUUUUAUUUAUUUUUUCUCAAAGAUGCUGUGGCAAAAGCCAGUGGCAGCCGCCGCAUUGCUGCCAACAUGUGAAGUCCUUGGACACAAAGGCCUGGGCGUUGUGAUCCCAGCUGCUCAGGGUGAUGUGCGACCGGAGGAGUGUUGGGGGUGGCAGGGGCACACUGGAGAAAGCCCAGCCCAGCCUCAGCCCCUGCCCUGCCCGCUCUCAGGGAGGGAGGCUGGAUGUUCUCCCCUUGGCUGCCCACUGAGGGAUGGCAGACUUGAUGAUGUAGCAAACACUGGAAGGUAAUGAAGUGUGUGAGCUUCCUAGAGCUAGGAAGAAGCUUUGAGAAAACAUUUGAAAAGCA